This is a messenger RNA of Gastrolobium bilobum, 1090 nucleotides long. RefSeq lists its product as uncharacterized. The coding region runs from base 34 to 444 and encodes 136 amino acids. The transcript has 4 exons. NCBI's taxonomy places the organism in Eukaryota, Viridiplantae, Streptophyta, Magnoliopsida, Fabales, Fabaceae. The record is from RefSeq and is a predicted model, not a curated record.
CAAGUGUUUUGUUAGGGAUAUCAGAAUCAGAAAAUGAGAGGAAUCGGAGGGCCUCUCCUAUGCAUCGGAGAUCUUCUUGGCGACGUUGGAGACGAAGGAGGAGGAGACUCUCUCCGUCGUGAAGCAUCUCCUUCUUCUCUUUCAAUUCUCAACAACGCUCCUCCAGAUCCACUUCCUGACCUCACCAACCUCUUCCAGGAAAAUUACGAGCACUUGAAUUCGGCACUUGCUGGCUCCGACCAUUCUUGGACUUCCCUUACCUUGAAGUUAUGCACUGCUUUAGAAACUGCAAACGAGCUGGUUCAGUCUACCAACUCAAAUGUUUCGUCUUUGUUAGAGAAGGUUGAGGAGCUUCAGAAAAUUGUUAAGAGAGGAGAUUCUGCCAUAGCGGCAGCAAAGACAGUUUAUGUUACCCCUGACAACCAUAUUGGUGCUUUAAAGUGAAACAAGAUGUGAAGGAGGAUCCAAUGCCAUGCCUAAAAGCUAGACUGUAAGGAAGGGAGACACCUCUUUCAAAAGAAGUUCUGUGUUGCACACCCUACCAAUGUGGGUUUCACCCUCCUGUGUCUCACGAAUACCCUGAAAAAUCAAGUGGGAGCUUUUUGGUAUAAUAUGAAAAUGGAGGUUCUGUUUGUGUAGAAUCUGAAAAUAUCUCAGGUGUAAUUUACUCUAAAAAAUUGGAAUGCAUUGAAAAUCAUACCAAAUUGAGGAAACAAAAUAUAUCUGAAAAUUAUUAAACUGGAAAUUUGGCAUCUUUGGGGUCUCUCAGUGUGAAUUUGGAUGGCAGUAAGCUAAAUUUCCACCCCCUUGUAAUGCCCUUUCCUUUUCCUAUUAACCCCCCCUGCCCAAGCCCUUGCCAGGGGAAAGAAAAUUUUGCCUUAAGGCUAAAUUACUGUCAAGGGAAGUUAUAUGCUGAAAAUUCAACUUGUGUAGGAAGUAAAAAUAAGUUCUGUGUUUACUGUUGGCUGUCAUCUUUAAAUGUUAACUGAACGAUCACCUUUUAUUAAGUUUUGCUGAGACGUAAUGUCAGCACUCAGUUGUAGACUUGUAGCUUGCUUUCCCCAUAAACUCACUGAAAUACAGAAGAAUU